Molecule: messenger RNA, 5841 nt
Organism: Plasmodium yoelii
Lineage: Eukaryota; Apicomplexa; Aconoidasida; Haemosporida; Plasmodiidae
Product: protein kinase, putative
Exons: 5
Coding region: 1-5841 (1946 amino acids)
Biological process (GO): protein phosphorylation
Molecular function (GO): ATP binding; protein kinase activity; protein binding
Source: RefSeq, a predicted model, not a curated record
AUGGAAGAUUUGAAUGUUUUAGAAAAAGGAAAGAAUAAGAAGAAGAAAAAAAAAAAAUCACGGAGUUCUUAUAAAAAUAAUGAGAAAAAAAACAAAGAUAAAAAUAAAAUUUGUGAAAAAGAAUUUGAACAAUCAUACAAGGAACAAAUAGAAGAAAUCGUGGCACUUAAUCAUAUCUAUUUUCCAAUAUAUGUGGAAAAUCCUGGGCAUAUAAAAAAAUAUGACAUACCAAAAGAUUUAAUGAGUAAUGACAUUUUUUUAAAAAAUAGUAAAGAACUGCAAUCAGUUGUUGUUAUUGAUAUGAAUGAUGAAAUAGACACAGCUAGAUGCUUUAAGUUUUGUAUAUUUUUUAAUUUUGAUAAUGAUUUUCCAAAUUAUAAAGUAACAUUUUGUUAUGAUAAUAAAUAUCCGUAUUCAUUUCCCAACAUAAAUAUAUGUAUAAAUAGAAUAUUAGGAGAACAGGAAAUAAAUUUCAUAAUUUUAAGCAUAAAAAAAAUAUGCGCAAAAAAUUAUGGUAGAAUUAUGUUAUUUGAUGUUUGUAUAUUUUUAAAUGAGCAUAUAAAUAAAGUAUAUAAUGAUGGGUUUAAAAAUUUAUGGGAAGAAAUGAGACAUAGGGAAUAUGAUAUUGACAAAGAAGGAAAAAAUAAAGGAAAUUAUAAUUAUGAAAAACAAGACAAAAGUUGUGAAAAUCAUAUUGACAAUAAUGAAAAUAAUAAUAACAGCAAAAAUGGUAGCAAUAAUUAUGAUGAGGAAGAAAUAUUUGAAACUAGCGAUGAAUGGGAUAGGACAGGUAUUGUAGAAGAAAAUAUGAACAUGUCAGGCAAUGAUAAUGAAAUGACUAAAUCAAUAAAAAAUAAUAAUAUUAAUAAAAAGUAUCCUAUAAAUAAAGAUGACAACAAUAAUAAUAAUAAUAAUGAUGAUGAUAAUAAAAAUUAUUUAGAACAAGAUGAAAAUAGAAAUAAUGAAUUAUAUGGAUCAUAUGAAUAUUUUAUAAAUAUGUCUGAUGUAAAUAACUUGUCUGGUUUUUCAUUUAUUAAUAGUUGCACACUAAAUAAAAAUAUAAAAAUUAGUAAAAAAAAAAAAUAUAAAGAAAAGGUAAAUAAUAUUGCAACAGUAGAAGAUGAAUUAAUUCAAAAAUAUGAUCUUGAAAUUUUUGAAAAAAAAAGAAUGGUAAAAUGUGAAUAUAAUAAUAUAAAAAAUUUUAAUAUUAUUAAAAAAAUACCUAUAAAUUAUUAUAAAAAUAUGCUUAUAGCUAAACAUAUUAUUGACACAAACAUAUAUAUAAUACACACAUAUACAAUUUUAAAUGAAAUUCAAUUUUUAGCAUUUUAUCUAAAUCACAUAUUAUUCUGUAAUAGAGGUUUUAAUUUAUUUUGUAAUAUCUUAAAUGAUGAAACUGAAAAUCAGAAAAAAAAAUACCAACGAAAAAAAUGUAAAAAAAAUGAAAAAAUGUUUAGAGCAUUUUUAUAUGAUCUUGGUAUAAUAAGAAAUGUAGCUAGUAAUGAAGAGGAAGAAAAUUCAAAUCCCGAAACUAUUAACAAUAUUUAUAAUGUUGAUGGGAAUGAUUUAUUUAAUAAAAAAUUACGAAAUAUUAAAACUCAAAAUAGUCAGUUAUUCAAUAAUAAUGAAAACAAAAAUGAUACAAAAGUGGCACCUGAAAAUUCAUAUACCGAAAUGCGCACAAAAGGAUAUGCCACAUUAUACAACUAUGAUAAAAAUAAAAAAAAAAAUAAUAAAAUAAUUGAUUACAAUUGUGUAAAUUAUUUUUGUAGCGAAUAUCAAUUUUAUGCAAAUAAAAUGUGUGUUGUUAAUAGACAAAAUGAAAAAACGUUAUAUAGCAUUUUAAAAGAAUUAAAUAUUUAUCGCUUAAAAGAAAUUAUUAAUCACUAUAAAAUAGUUCAAAAGAUGAAUUUGAAAAAAAUAAUUACUGAAUUGGCUAAAUUAUCAAAAAUACAACAUAAAUAUUUAUUUCGAUAUCAUAUUUCAUGGUUAGAAAAAGAGUAUGUUCAGUUGAAUGACAAUAUGGCACAACAAACCAAUGUUCCCAAAAUAAUUGAUUUUAUGACAGAUUUUGUUUUAGCAGCAAUUGGUGAAUUUUCUGAUGUAUGCGAAAAAGAAAACGCAUUUACAAGUCAUAAGAAAAGUAUGCCAAAUAAGGGUGGUGAAAAAAAAAGCAUUAAUGUAGAGAACGUAAUAAAUGAUAAAGAUAAAAAAUUAGAACAAAAUAAAAAUAUGUUAAUUUUGAGAGAUAAUGUCGAAAAAAACGAGACAGAUAAUACUACUAAUAACAACAGUAAUAAUGAUGGUGAUAAUAAAAAGGGAAGUAGUAGCGAAGAUAUAAAAUCAGAGAUAAAAUCAGAGGUAAAUAAUUUGGAUAAAAUAAAAUAUAUAGAAGAUCUGAUAAGCAAAAAAGAUAAAAAUAUAUAUAAAGUUUUAUAUGUUCAAUGUGAAUACUGUAAAGGACAAUUAUUAGAAAAAGAAAUUGAAAAUAAUUUAUUUCAAAACAAUAAAUAUCUUAUAUGGAAUAUUUUUAGGCAAAUUUUAGAAGCCAUAAAUUAUUUGCAUAAAAAAAAAAUAUAUAUUAAAAAUUUAAACACAAAAAAUAUGUAUAUAGAUAAUGAUGAAUAUGGAUCCCAUAUAAAAAUUAUAAAUUAUAGUGUAUCAAAUAUUGUAGAUUAUAUUUAUUUUUAUUAUUAUUCUUAUAUUGAAAACCCUGAUUAUUUUAAUAAUAUUUUUUGUGAAUUUAGAAAAUAUAGCUAUGAUAAUUUCAGUUUUGAAUCACUUUUUAAUUAUAUGAAAAAAAUAAAAAAUGAAAAGACAAUGUUAAAUAAUAAUGUUAGUGAAAAUUUUGAUAAAAAAAAUGAUUUUUAUAUUCAUUCCUAUAAUCAAUAUUUUUACAAUUUUUUAAAUAAAAAAAACCCUAAUUUUGAAGAGUUAGAUAUAUUUUCAUUAGGUCUAAUAUUAUAUGAAUUAUGGCAUCCACCAUUUAAAACAAUAGAAGACAAAUUUUAUAAUAUAAAAAAUAUGAUUAAAAAAAGGAAAUUUUCAGAUCAAUUUAUUAAAAAUGUAAAUAAUGAUGCACUUAAGGUUUUAAAAUAUAUCUUAAUUAAUACAAUAAAUUAUGAAAAUAAUGAAAUAACUAGGAGUUUAGAAUAUCCGCAAAUUUUAUCUUUAAAUAUGAAUGGUUACAAAAAGGAUGGAAAAGGAAUUUCAAAAAUUAAAAAAUUAAAAAAAAAUAAUAAAAAUAUAUUAUCACAACCAACUUAUAUUAUUGAAAAUAAAAGUGAUAGCAAAAGGGAAGAUGCGUUAAAAGAUAGUUUAAAUGGGGCUGACAAUUUAGACGUGGCUAACAAUUUAGACGUGGCUGACAAUUUAGAUGUGGCUGACAAUUUAGAUGUGGCUAACAAUUUAGAUGUGGCUAACAAUUUAGAUGUGGCUAACAAUUUAGAUGUGGCUAACAAUUUAGAUGUAGUUAAUUGUGAUCACGUUUUUGAUAAUGAAAACGUGAUGGGAAAUGGUGAGAAUAUCGAAAAAAUAACAGCGGAAAGACUUUUACAGUCUCCUUUAAUACCUAUGGUAAUUCAAAGAGAUUUAUUUAGAUAUUUUUUAGAAAAAUUAAAAAACAAUUCUCCUAGUGAAUGCAAUAAUGUUAUAAAUAGUUUAUUAUAUAACACUAACAAUUGUAAUAACAAAAAUAGUAACAUGAGCAAUCAUAUAUAUAGUAAAAAAUAUUUAUUUGAAACAAAUAAAAAUUCACACAUUUAUACAAAUACAAGAACAUAUAAAUAUGAUAUUAUAAAUAGUUAUAUUUUUGAAUACUUUAAUGAUGUAUUGUCUAAAAAAUUUUGUACAUAUAAUCAGCCAUUAGUUUUUCAACGUGUUAUAAAAAGAGAAGAUCCUAAUUUUGAUAAUAUAAUAAAAAAAAUUGAAUUAAAAAAUGGAAAAAAAUCAUAUAUAUAUACAAAAAAACAAGGAAAAUAUGGAAAUAAAAUUAAGAAAAAAUUAUAUAAUGAUAGUUUUGAUUCUAUAUCAAAAGGAAUCAUGUCAAAAAAAAAAAAAAAAAAAAAAAAAAAUGAAUAUAUUACCUACUCAUUUGAUGAGUAUAGACCAAAAAAUAAUAACAUUUUUAAAACAAAAGAUAUUAAACGAAUAAAUAAAAAUGGAAAGAAAAGUUUUGUAGAAACUGAUCAAGAGCAUGAUGUGGAUGUUUAUUGUAAUUCCUUUAUAACUGAAACGAAGAAAGAUGAAAAUUAUUCUGAUAAAAUAAUGUAUGAUAUCUUAAAUAGAUUUAAUAACAAACUUGAGCUAAUAGAUAAAAAUAAUAAAUUAUUAUAUAUGCCAAUAUAUUUAUCAGCAGGGCAUAUAAACACUUUUUAUAAUUUUCCAAAUAAUAAAAAUUUGAUUAGUUAUUUCACUUUUUUUCAAAACUAUUUUAUUCAAAAUAAUAAACAAAAAAUAGCAAAAAGAGAAAAUAGUAUAUUAUACACUAACAUGAUAAUAGAUAAUGGCCACACUAUCAAAAGUAGCCAUAAUGUCAAGUGUAAUGUUUUUUUUAAAGACGCUAAAAUAGAGAGUGUGAAUCUUGGUAGCAAUGUUUAUGAAGGCAAAAGUGGCGAAGAUGGCAAAAGUGGCGAAGAUGGCAAAAGUGGCAAAGAUGGCAAAAGUGGCAAAGAUGGCAAAAGUGGCAAAGAUGGCAAAGAUGGCGAAGAUGGCGACAUGUACUCCGAAAUUAACAUCUUCUUUUGUAUAUACCAAUUAAUUAUAUUAUAUAAUGUACUUGACAUUCUUCAACAUUUUGAAUGGUAUAUAAAUAAACUAAUUGUAAGAUGGUCUUUUUCAAAUUUCCUUUUUAUUAUAAUCAAAGAUAUGUUUUCAAUAGAUUGCAAUGAUACAGUUUAUUAUAUAUAUACAAAAUUAGAAGAAGGAAAUAUAUCCUUAAAAAAAUUAAAAAAAUUGCUUUAUUCUCUUGAUAUAAAUUAUAAUGAGCAUAUAUUAAAAAUUAUGUAUUCAUUAAUACAAAACCGAGAUAACAGAAAUAUUAAUAAUUUAUCAAAAGACAAUUUAUUAUAUACAAUGAAAAAAAUAAAUAAAAUGUAUGAACUAAAAAAUCAUAAAAAUAAAUCAUAUAUUAAUUAUAUUAUAACAAAUAUAAUUUUUUUAAAUAAUAUUUUUCAUCAUUUUAAUAAAAAUUCAAAUUAUAUUUUUGUUUGGGAUUUGUUUAUGAAUAAAUAUAAACAAUUGUUUAACUUUUCUUUUGUUUAUAAUAUUUUAUAUUUUAGUGAAAAUGAUGAAAAAUUAUUAUCAUUAGGUGGAGUUAUAACUAAUGAAUUUGAUAAUAUUAAUAAAAUAAAUACAAAAAAAUCGUAUAAUAUAUUAUUUGAAAUUUUUGUCGACAAUAUAUCCACCAUCAUAUUUAAGAACAUUUUCAAACUCAAAAAUGAAAACACUUUUGACUUUCAUUCCCCAAGUGUUGUAAUAACAACAAAGACAUACAAACUAUUAGUACAUGCCUUUUCGCUAUACAACAGUUUAAUACAAAAUAAUAUUAAGUGUGAGUGCAAGAUAUCCCCAAUUGUUGAGACAUCGAAAUUUGAGCAAGAGUUGCUAAAAUAUAAUCACAUAAAUAUGCAUGUGCAAAUAAAUCAUAAAGUCAAUACAAAUCCUGUUGUAUAUUUUGAUUAUUGUGAAAAUGUAUCAGAAAGCAUAACUCAAAAUAUAUCUGGCCAAAAUAACAUAAGCAUUAUAUAUAGCACUAAUAUUUUAAGAUUAAAUAUUAAAAAGAAUUUCGAAAAUGAACCAUCAGUAAUAAAUUACAUAAAGCAAUUAUAUUCGAAGCGAUAA